UUUAUCCUGUCUUUUCCCAUCCCCUUUAACCUCCCUUCAAAGUUGAGCCUUUUCUUUCAGCCAUGAGUCUUUGCACAUUUCUGACACUUUCAUGUCCCUCUGAUUCCAGAAAGAUACUCCUUGUAGGAGAACAUGGCUUCCCAGUGAUAUGGGAAUAGACGGAAUCUGACCCCCAGGGUAGAAGUGGCAAACAGAGUGAGCCACUUCAUUGAAGCGGAUGAUGGCAGCAGCAAGGAGUCCCCAGGCACACCCAUCUUCAAACAAGGACUCCACACAGGGCCAGAAAUCAGCCAUUCAGGGCAACAGCCCUGAUACUGAGGCCUCCCGCCAGCGCUUCAGGCAGUUCUGCUACCAGGAGGUAGCUGGCCCCCAUGAAGCUUUUAGCAAACUCUGGGAACUCUGUUGUCAGUGGCUGAGGCCUAAGACACACUCGAAAGAGCAAAUCCUGGAGCUGCUGGUUUUGGAGCAGUUUCUAACCAUCUUGCCAGAGAAAAUCCAGACAUGGGUGAGGGAGCAACAUCCAGAAAAUGGCGAGGAAGCUGUGGCUCUGGUUGAGGAUGUACAGAGUACUCCUGGACAACAGGUCCCAGAUUCUGAGAAGGACUUGAAAGUGCUCAUGGAGGAGAUGACCCCUUUGGGAGCAGUCAGAGAAUCACUGAGAUCCCAACGGAAACAGGAGGUUCAGCCAGAGAAGCGGACUUUGAGGGAAUCACAGAGCUCACAGCAAAGACCACAGGAAUUGUCAGAAGCCCAGCUUGUUCCUCAGGCUCUCAGGAACCUACCCCAAAAAAGGAGUCUCCAAGACCAGGAGAUAGGUGCUGUGGUCUGGACAUCUGGGUCCCAGGGACCAGCCACGUGUGAGGGCAGAGCAGUAUCCCUCUGUCAGCAAGAGUGGACACACCCUGACCCUGCAAAAAGAGCCCUUUACAGCGGUGCUACACGGAAGAAGGACAGACACAUCUCACUGGCCACAGGUGUGCACUGGGGCUAUGAAGAGACCAAGAUACUCCUGGCCAUUCUCAGUGGUUCUCAGUUUUAUGAAAAACUCCGGACCCAUCAGUGGGACAGCCAGAUAUACAGGACUGUAGCAGAACAACUCCAGGAGCAGGGCUUUCUCCGGACCCCAGAGCAGUGUCACACCAAGCUCAAAAGCCUACAGUUGAGUUACCGCAAAAUGAAGAGAAGCCGUAUGACUGAGCCUUGUAUCUUUUAUGAGGAAAUGGAUGCUCUUUCAAGCUCCUGGACCUCUGCACCUUCUGUGGCAAGCGAUGCUGUUCCUGGCCAAGAGGGAAGUAAUAUUGAGGCUGGAGAGCUGAAUCAACAGAAUGGGGAGCCCACAGAAGUAGAAGAUGGCACUGUGGAUGGUGCACACAGGGAUGAAAAGGACUUAAGGAAUCCUGGCCAAAAAGUCAGGAUACUUGACCUGCCAGUGCUGUUCCCUAACAGACUUGGUUUUGAGAUCAGGAAUGAGAUUAAAAAAGAGAAUCCGAAAUGGGAUGAUUCAGAGGAAGUAGAAAUGAGCAAGGCUUUACAGAGAAAGUCUAGUGGAAAAAUUUUUUGGCACUCUGAGCUAAAAAAAGACUGGGAGAGUGAACCAGUAUCAAGAAGACAAUGUAGAAGUUCUCCAGAGGAGAGUGAGGAGAAACCCCCAUCCCAGGAGAAGACAAGUUACCAGAGACUUUGUACUGGGGACAAAGCCUGUAUACAUUUCUUCUGUGGGAAAAACUCUCAGAAUGUGCCCUCUCCCCACAAGCCACCCCCUGACCUGGAAAAAGCUUCUCAGUGUCCUGAAUGUGGAAAAACUUUUAGCCGAGGUUCUUACCUUGUUCGACACCGGAGAAUCCACACAGGUGAGAAGCCUCACAAGUGCAGUGAAUGUGGGAAAGGCUUUAGUGAGCGCUCAAACCUUACUGCCCACCUACGAACUCACACAGGGGAGAGGCCCUACCAAUGUGGACAGUGUGGGAAAAGCUUCAAUCAGAGCUCUAGCCUCAUUGUCCACCAGAGGACCCACACAGGGGAGAAGCCUUACCAGUGCAUUGUCUGUGGAAAAAGAUUCAACAACAGUUCCCAAUUUAGUGCUCAUCGGCGCAUACACACUGGAGAGAGCCCAUACAAGUGUGCAGAGUGUGGGAAAAGCUUCAACAACAGCUCCCACUUCAGUGCCCAUCAGAAAACCCACACUGGGGAAAAGCCUUACAAAUGUUCUCAAUGUGAGAAAAGCUUUACUAAGAACUCUGCCCUCACCCGCCAUCAGGUGGUACACAUAAAAGAGAUACUGUCAACACAGAAAGGGAGAGAUAUGAGUGUGUAGGAAAUACAACAGAUAAUUCUUUAG
Molecule: messenger RNA, 2338 nt
Organism: Carlito syrichta (Philippine tarsier)
Lineage: Eukaryota; Metazoa; Chordata; Mammalia; Primates; Tarsiidae
Gene: ZSCAN32
Product: zinc finger and SCAN domain containing 32
Exons: 7
Coding region: 218-2314 (698 amino acids)
Biological process (GO): positive regulation of reciprocal meiotic recombination; regulation of transcription by RNA polymerase II
Cellular component (GO): nucleus
Molecular function (GO): histone H3K36 methyltransferase activity; histone H3K4 methyltransferase activity; DNA-binding transcription factor activity, RNA polymerase II-specific
Source: RefSeq, a predicted model, not a curated record